AUGCAUCCAUCUGCACGAAACCAAAUUGGUAACCCGCGAAAUCCAAAUUACGAACAAGACAUUUUUUACGUCACAAAGCAUAACAAAUGGGUUUUGAACGCCAUCGGCAUCUGGCCGGCCGUGUUUGAGGAUAUUGGCAAUUUUUUAUCCAAAAUCGCGAUUUGUGUCAAUAAUCUAGCCUUUCUCUUCACUCUGAUACAGUGUGUGCUACAUAUAGUGUUGGAACAAAAGGAUCAGUUGCUACGAUUGAAGUUGUCAGGUUUGACAUCCUUCUCUUUCAUCUCCUUAAUGAAGUAUUGGGUUCUAACAAUGCGUAAACCAAAAAUCGAACACUGUAUCAAGCAGGUAUAUUCUGAUUGGAAGCAGGUAGAGGAUCAGAAAGAUCGCGAGCAUAUGUUAAAAUAUGGAAAAAUCGGUCGACAUCUGACCAUGUGUAGUGUUAUUUUCAUGUACAGUGGUGGCAUAAUUUAUCACACGAUCAUGCAGUAUGCUAUGGGAUCAUACGUUGACGAAUAUAAUCGAACGAUAAAAUUGCUGGUUUAUCCUACGUAUAGUGGCUUUUAUGACGUUCAAAGAACACCCGUCUAUGAAUUAAUAUAUAUUCUUCAAUGCAUGUGCGGAUUUGUGUUUGAUACCGUGACAACUGGUGCUUGUGGACUGGCUGCACUUUUUGCAACGCAUGCCUGUGGACAGAUAGAUGUAAUUAUAUCUCGAUUGAAUGAUUUGGUUGACGGAAAAUUUUCGAAGGGAAAUUCUAAUUCAUACAUACGGCUGACAAAAAUUAUCAAACACCAUAUAAGGAUUUUAAGAUUUUCUGAGAUGGUUGGGACAGUUCUGCAGGAAGUGUGCUUCUUAGAAUUCAUUGGUACCACUUUCGUAAUAUGCUUGCUUGAAUACUAUUGCUUGACAGAUUGGGAACAAAAUAAUAUCAUUGGUUUGUCAACGUACACGUUACUAUUAAUAUCCUUGACGUUUAACAUGUUCUUACUGUGCUACAUUGGGAAUCUUUUAAUAGAAAAGAGUACUCUCGUUGGAGAAUUUUGUUACAUGACCGAUUGGUACAAUUUACCAACUCAGACGACGAAGGGACUCAUUUUGAUUAUCGCCAUGUCACAUAACCCGGUGAAAAUUAGCGCGGGCAGUGUAAUUGAUUUGUCAUUGCCUUCUUUUGUAAAUGUUUUGAAGACAUCGUUGGCAUAUUUAAAUUUCCUUCGAGCUAUGGUUGUAUAA
Molecule: messenger RNA, 1230 nt
Organism: Eufriesea mexicana
Lineage: Eukaryota; Metazoa; Arthropoda; Insecta; Hymenoptera; Apidae
Product: odorant receptor 4-like
Biological process (GO): sensory perception of smell; detection of chemical stimulus involved in sensory perception of smell
Cellular component (GO): plasma membrane
Molecular function (GO): odorant binding; olfactory receptor activity
Source: RefSeq, a predicted model, not a curated record